Diuraphis noxia (Russian wheat aphid) is the source of this 1329-nucleotide messenger RNA. RefSeq names its product putative cytochrome P450 6a14. The record is from RefSeq and is a predicted model, not a curated record. Lineage: Eukaryota; Metazoa; Arthropoda; Insecta; Hemiptera; Aphididae. Gene Ontology annotation, molecular function: heme binding; iron ion binding; monooxygenase activity.
CGAGAGACGUGUGACGGUACUUCGGUACAGUCGGUUGCCACGUAGUGGCCGCGGUGCAUUUGCGUCUAUGCACGUCUGCUCGCAGUUCGUCUAUACGUAGUUAUUACACAGUGCCGUUUUUUCACAAACAUCUUAUAGGCUCAAGCCUUUUUGUCGACCACCCAUAAAGCUAUAACGACGCGAGUCACUCGCACACAACAAAUAACCAAAAAAUUUCCGUUCCCAACCAUCGCGGGCGCCAUGUCCGCGACGCAGCUGCUUAUCGAAACGGUGGCCGGCUGGUGGACGGUCGGGGUGCUGACGUUGUUAGUGGCCGUGGCGUACCACUUCUCCACGUCCACGUUCGGCUACUGGCGCGAUCGAGGCGUCCCGUACGUGAAGCCGACGGUACCGCUGUUCGGAAACAUCGGCGGGUUGGCCCUGGGCAUCGAACACCAGGCGCGCAUGUUCAACCGGAUCUACGACGGGUUCCGCGGUCACCGGUACGGCGGGUUAUACCAGAUGCGCACGCCGCACCUGAUGAUCUGCGAUCCGGCGCUGGUGAACCGCGUGCUGAUCGGCGACUUUGCGCACUUCACCGACCACGGCAUGUACGCGGCUAGCCCGGAGGAGAAUCCGCUGGCCAACGGGCUGUUCAACAUGAACGGCGCCCAGUGGAAGAUCAUGCGGCAAAAGCUGAGUCCCGUGUUCACCGCCGGCAAGCUGAGGCACAUGCGCGGACAGGUGGCCGAGUGCAGCGAGCAGCUGAUGCGCAACGUGGCCGCGGACGUGACGGCCGGCGGUGGCCAGAUGGAGAUCCGCGACGUGCUCGGCAAGUACUCGACCGACGUGAUCGGCACGUGCGCGUUCGGACUGCACUUGAACGCCAUCAACGACGAGCGGUCCUCGUUUCGCAAGUACGGCAAGGCCGUGUUCGCGCCGUCGAUCCGCGUGCUGCUCAAAGAACUGGCCUGGAUGGUGACGCCGGCGCUACGACGCGCGCUCCGAAUCAGCGACAUCCCGCUGGACGCCGCGCAGUUCUUCACCGCCGCGUUCACCGACACGAUGAAGUACCGACAGGAACAMGGCAUCGUCAGGGAUGACGUCAUGCAGUCGCUGAUCCAGGCCAGAACCGACCUGGUCGUCAACAAGACCGAACCGUCAGUCGACAUGACGAUGCGUUUGACAAACGAGGCACUACCAUUAGCCAAACCUCACAUGUCUCGCGAUCGGCGAUCUGGAUUAAUUCGGAUCAAUAAUUUCACCGUUUUUACCUUAAAUCCUCAUCCUCAUCAACAAUUAAAAAAAAAAAUACAUUUAUCACGUACUACAGUCGUUGUUCACAGACAC